Molecule: messenger RNA, 2015 nt
Organism: Calypte anna (Anna's hummingbird)
Lineage: Eukaryota; Metazoa; Chordata; Aves; Apodiformes; Trochilidae
Gene: RNPEP
Product: arginyl aminopeptidase
Exons: 11
Coding region: 19-1941 (640 amino acids)
Biological process (GO): proteolysis
Molecular function (GO): zinc ion binding; metalloaminopeptidase activity
Source: RefSeq, a predicted model, not a curated record
CGCCCCGCCGGUACCGCCAUGGCCGCGGUGCGGGACGCGGCCUCCGCCAGCAGCGCGGACGCUUGGUGCGUGCGGCACCUGCACCUGUCACUGCGCGUGACCUUCGGGGCGGCGGGCGCGGGGCGGCUGCGCGGGACGGCGCGGCUCGAGCUGCGGUGCGUGCGCGAGGGGGAGCGCGCGGUGCGGUUGGACGCGCACCCGGGGCUGGGCCUGCAGCGCGCGACCCUGCUGGGACCCGGCGGGGACAACCCCAGGGACACCCCCACCCGCCCGGACACUCCCCCGGAGAGCCCCGGGCAGCCCCUGCGCUUCCAGACCCGACCCUUCGCCAGCUACGGCUGCGCCCUCCACAUCGACCUCCCCCAGCCCGCCCGCGCCGGGCAGCUCCUCACCAUCGAGAUCGAAUAUGAGGCGGGCGAGGGGCCCGGGGUGUGCUGGCUCGCUCCCGAGCAGACGGCGGGGAAGCAGAAGCCUUACUUGUACACACAAGGCCAGGCUGUCCUUAACAGGUCCUUCUUCCCGUGCUUUGACACCCCCUCCAUCAAAUUCACCUAUUCAGCCACCGUGAAGGUCCCUGAGGGUUUCACAGCUGUGAUGAGUGCCACCAGCUGGGAGAAGCAGAAGGAUAACACCUUCAUCUUCAAGAUGUCCCAGCCCAUCCCCUCCUACCUGAUUGCUCUGGCUGUUGGGGACAUCAUGUCUGCUGAUGUUGGCCCGAGGAGCCGUGUCUGGGCUGAGCCCUGCCUGAUCGAGGCUGCGAAGAAGGAGUACGAUGGGGUGAUUGAGGAGUUCCUGACUGUUGGAGAGAAGCUCUUUGGACCUUAUGUUUGGGGCAGGUACGACAUCCUGUUCAUGCCACCCUCCUUCCCCUUCGGCGGGAUGGAGAACCCCUGCCUCACCUUCCUCACACCCUGCCUGCUGGCUGGGGACCGCUCGCUGGUGGAUGUGGUCAUCCAUGAGAUCUCCCACAGCUGGUUUGGCAACCUGGUCACCAAUGCCACGUGGGGAGAGUUCUGGCUGAAUGAGGGCUUCACCAUGUACGCCCAGCGGCGCAUUUCCACCGAGGUUUACGGUUCAGCAUACACCUGCUUGGAGGCUGCCACAGGAAGGGUUCUCCUGCGCCAGCACAUGGACAACACAGGGGAGGACCAUCCCCUCAACAAGCUGCGGGUGAUCAUCGAGCCAGGUGUCAAUCCAGAUGACACGUACAACGAAACACCCUAUGAGAAGGGGUACUGCUUUGUGAGCUACUUGGCCCAUCUUGUGGGGGACCAGAGCAAGUUUGAUGCCUUCCUCCAGGCCUACGUGAACCACUUCAAGUUCCAGAGCAUCACAGCAGAUGACACCCUCAGUUUCUUCCUGGAGUACUUCCCAGAGCUGAAGGCAGAGGGUGUGGACUCCAUCCCAGGCUUUGAGUUUGACCGCUGGCUGAACGUGCCAGGCUGGCCCCCCUACCUGCCUGACCUGUCCCCAGGGGAGCAGCUGAUGAAACCUGCAGAUGAGCUGGCAGAGCUCUGGGCAGCUGAUGGCUUGAACAUGGAAGCAAUUGAAGCUGUGGACAUCAUGGCCUGGAAGACCUACCAGCUGGUCUACUUCCUAGAUCAGAUCCUGCAGAAAUCCCCCCUGCCAGCAGGCAAUGUGGAGAGGCUGAGCAAGAUGUACCCAAAGAUCUCCAAGGCCCAGAACGCGGAGCUGCGACUCCGCUGGUGCCAAAUCAUCCUCAAGAACAACCUCGAGGCAGAGUACAGCAAGGUCAAGGACUUCCUCCACAGCCAGGGGAAGCAGAAGUACACCCUGCCCCUCUACCGUGCCAUGUGGGGGGGGUCAGAGGCAGCCCGGGCCCUGGCCAUGGAAACUUUCUCAGCUACAGCCCCACAGCUCCACAUCAACGUCCAGAACUACGUGAAGAAGAUCCUGGGCUUGGCAGUGGCAGAACAUUAACAUAGCCUGAACUCUGCUCCCUCUGCAACCUUUUCCGCUGGCAGGACCUUUCCUUAUUAAAAUUUGUAAUUUUU